AUGGCUAAAAUGCAUUUUGUGGAGGUCUUAAAAUGCUGGGAAGAUUGCAAGUCAUUGGAGAAUUAUGAUAGUCUACCAACAGUGAUCAGUACCUACAUACAAUCUCCGAAUACUCUCAUAAAAUUAACUUCUGCCGAUGAUGUAAAAGCUCUAAACUCCCUCAUAACAGCUGGUUUUUGUGACGAAUACUGUGCAGCUACACAGAAUGUCAUUAUUGAUCUCAUUAUUUUCCUUGGCAACAAUAUCCAAACACGAUAUCAACUUUUAACAUACUUUUCUAUAUUAAAGCCAUUGAUUUAUGGCGUUAUUUCGGAUUCUAUAACUUGUGAUAAAAUAAAGUUGCUUCAAGCAUUACAGUUAUACACUGAAAAUUUACAUAAUUUAGAUGUACCAAUUGAACCGAUUCUAUUUUCUUGUGCACUUAACUACAUCAUUCAUAUUAUCCAUUCAAAUGAUGAUUUGCUAGAACCAGCUCUUGGUAUACUGGCGAAUCUAUCUCAUUUCUCAAAUCUUGUGAAACAAACAUUAACAAAAAAGGAAGAUUUUGAAGCAUUACGCAGUUGCCUACUUCGUAUAAUAAGUUCAGAUCAAGUAAGCCGUUCUGCUUUGGUUUUCUCUGUUGCUGUGAGAUUUCAUUUAUGGAAUUCUGCUGACAAAUUCUUCGAAGGUUUAAAUGCUCAUAGGACACUUCAAGUCUUAUUUAACGUAUUGUUGAAUGGAGAUGUCAGUGUUUGUGGUUUAUGCGCUGGUGAACUUCUGGGCGAUCUUUCAAGCGCAGAACCUGAAUUCUUUACGUCAAUACUCACCAGCUUCCCUGCUCAUAAGACCUUCAUUCAAGAGAUGGUCAUUCAAUUAAGAGCCAAAGAUACAUCACUUGUAUUAAAGUUAAUUAAUCUUCUACGUAUACUUUUGGAAAAUUGUGUUAAUUCCGGACUUGAUGAUUAUAUACGUGAAUUAUUCUUUAUUUCUAAUGGUAAUAAUCAUAGUGAAAAACAAUUAUUGGAUAAUGAUUUAUACCAACCAAAUGAUUCACUGUUAACUUUGUUCACAUUGGCUGGUGGAUCGGAUGAUUUAAUUGGUUCAGCUGCUCUGGAUUUGUUAGAUGAACUUGUAAGAAUUCCUGACUCAAAAAAUCUACCAAGUGUCACUAUACCUCGUGACUUUUUAUUUGUAAAAACUGUCGAAGCAUUGCGCAAAAUUGGAGAUUUAUCAGAUUCUUUAAAAACAACAAAUGAUUGCUACUGGGAUCGACUUUCUAUAUCAGGUCAUAUCUUUCGAAUUCAAUUACUAAUUCGACACUUGAAACAUUUACUUAAUCUUUAUCAAAUUGAUUCAUCAUCGGAGUCUACAUUAAAUUUGACUGAAUCAGAUAUUCUUUCUCAAAUUCCUAUUUUAAGUAAUUUUCUAUGCCAAUUAGUUAAUAAUCAUUUGGAUAAUAAUCAACUUGUUGAAAUUCUAUUAAAUGAUCAACAUGAAAAUCAACAUGUUGAUUGUCAUUCUUCGAUUACAAAUAAGUCGGAUAUUGAUAUAUGCCUCUUAUCUUGUGCACUUUCAGCUGAAUCAAUCGGUCUUCUUUUUCAGUGUACUGAACUAUUAUCAUCCUGUGCACCAAUCACUACUCAAGAUGAUGAAGUCUCUCUUACGCAAGAUACUCCGAUUAAAUCAAAUCAUCAUUUAGACACUGAUUUGAAGUUUACACAAAAUAUUGCUCGACAAUGUGGUUAUUUGUUGCAAUCACUUAUUGAACGUCCUGAAAUGCCUGGUUUAUUAGCAUUAUGCUUAACAGCUUCUAGUCCUUUUUAUCAAAGUGACGACGUUUUAGGAGUAGGACUUCAGACACGUAAAGAUGUCUUUCAGUUACUUAAUGUAGUUCAUCACGUUGAAAAAUUCGAUGAUGAUCGGUUUGUAUUUCUAUUUAAUCAGCUGAUAAAUCCUUUUGGAUAUUGUGGUAAUAAAUUACUCAAAUUUUUAUCAGAUGAACAAUAUCAUCAACCAAAUAAAAACAAAACACUAUUUUUAAACAAAUGGUUUCGUUCUUUGACUAAUGAUACAAACAAAGUGAAACCUAUUAAUCGACCAUAUGAUAUGAAAUACCGUUCUGAUUCAUCUGAAAUGGAAUUAUUAGAAAAGGAUAUCGAUAAGUUUUUGGCUAAUCAAAAGUUUAUUGAUAAUAAUCAUACUACAGAUGAUGAUAUUAAAUUAACAUUAUCCAUGUAUGAAUACAAAAUCCGUCUAUUACAAUCUCGUGAAAAGGUCCAUGAAAAAAAUGCCAGAAUCAAUGCUGAAGCCGCAUUGAGUGCGCAUAAACUAUGCGAUUAUUACCGGGAACGUCUUGAACUAUCUGAAUAUGAGUCAAGUAAAUUACGAAUGCUACAAAUGGAAUCAAUCGUUAAUAUACAUCAUUAUAAAAAACAAAUUUCUUGUGGAGCAGAACAACUUGAGAAAUUUAAUGAGAAAAUUGCUCAACUCAGUGAACAAUUAGAAAUUAAACACAAAUCUUACGAAGAAUCUGAAUUAAAAGUUGAAACGCUUCAAAAUAAAUUAAAAGCUGCUCGUGAACAGAUUAGAUCUAUGGAUUUGACAAUUGAUGAUUAUCGAAACCAGUUGAAUCAGGCUCAGAAUCAAAUCCAAGCUCAAACUGCACAAAUAAAUAAAUUCACCCAAAUUACAAGACUUAUUAACGACCUCACAGUGAAUCCAUCGGCUGAAUUGGGGAAUUCUUUGAUUACUGCUAAUGCACUAGAUCGACCUGUGCAACCAGAUCCUAUUACUUCUCAAUCUGUUUGUGACACUGGUCGUGUCACUUCAGUUUCAACGCGAAAGACGACUAACCGCAAUCCACGGCAUUAA
Messenger RNA from Schistosoma rodhaini, 2850 nucleotides. Lineage: Eukaryota; Metazoa; Platyhelminthes; Trematoda; Strigeidida; Schistosomatidae. The record is from the annotation of a GenBank genome assembly.